AUGUAAUUCAAGAGUUUAGAGGAGCAAAUCUAAUACCAAGAAAAGAAUAUUGAAUAUUUGUAGCAAUAAAAUUUUGAUUUGCAAAACCAAAUUUCUCAAUUCUCUUAAUUCUAAUAAUUAGGAAUUACUAUUGAUGCAUUUUAGUCUUUACAGAAUACUAGCAAAGAAUAAUCAUAAUAAAUAAAAUAAUUGCAAAAAGACAACAAGAAUCAACUGAAAUAGAUUCAAAACAAUCAAGUGAAAUAUUAUGAUAAAACACUGUCAAAUUUAUAAUAAGAAAAUGUGAAAUUGAAGAAUGAAAUAAGACAACUACGUCAAAGGAUUUCAUCACCAUCAAAACUUGAUAAAUCAAUUGUUUAGUAUAGCACACCUUAAAAGCAAUUAAAUCCCAGUGCUAUUCUUAAGUCUACUAAAGAUCAUCCAAAAGAUGUGGCAAGUUUGCUAUUUAUUAAAGGUUCUCAAAAUUUCAAAUCUCCUUUUGUAGACAUUAUCAAAGGAAAAUACGAAAAUGUUAAAGUAAUCAAAUAGCUUAAAUCAGGAUUAGAACAAUCAUAUUUCGACACUUAUCAUUUCGAUGUCAUAAGUCAAGAUCUCUAAUACUCGCUUCAAUAAUUGGAUAGAUAGCACAGUAUACAUUAGGGUAAAGGACUUCUGUUAUCGAAUUAAUUAUCUUUGAUAUAUGGGGCAUCAAGAACAAAUAAAAAGCAUUUUCUAAUCUAAUACCUCGAUACUUUAAUAAGCCAAAUAAAAUAACAGUUUGAAAUCUUUUAAUAAAAUGAAGAUUACAAAUAAUUAACAGUAAAGAUUGUAUAUGAAGAAUUCUUUAAUGGCUAGACUAAGCAUCCCAGUGAUAGUGAAGUGCUUAUCAACAAAGAAUAAAGUAAAAGAGAUAAUGAAAGCAAAGUAAGAGAAAUCGAAUUAUCAAUAUCAAAAUUGAGAUUAAUAAUACUCAACAAACUUAAAAUGACCAUUAAAGAUAAUAGUAAGAAAUAUGUGAAAAUAAGAAAACUGUACAUUGAAACAGAAUUAUAAUUUAACAAAGAAUCUCAAGUCAAGAAGUUCAUAGUUUUUACAUCAAAUUCAAAUCUGAAUUAAAAGUAGUUUUAAAAUGCAGAAGAAGGCUUAAAUGAAUCUUUAGCUAUGAAGGACAAAGGAAAGGAAUUGACAUAAAUUCUAAGAUGGCCAUAAUUGUAAAUUUCUUUAGUAUUGUGUGUUCAUCCUACAAUUCCAGAUUAUGCUUUGACAAUCAAUACCUUUUAAUUGUGUAAAUUUAUAAGGAAUUUGAAAUUAGUAUCAGAUUCUCCUCAAAGUUCUGACAAAUUUUAAUAGAUUUUAGAGAACAAUAACAAAUCACUUGAACAAAAGAUCAAGUAAUUAAGAGAGAAAAUCAAGAACUUAGAAUCCGAAAAUUACAGAGUUAAAAAAUAAAGUUUAAUUUUGGAAGCAGAAAAUGAGGAGGCUGUGGAUAAAAAUAGGAAAUUGAAACAAUAAUUGGCAAAUCUAACAGGUUAGCUGUAGCAAUUGCAAAUGAAUUUCUAACAAUAAAUUUCAGCUAAGAAAUCCUUGACUUUGUCUAAAACGAAAAGUGCUGUUGUGGCUGAUAAUAAAACCAUAUAGACUCUUGAAAAGGCAGCCAGAAGCAUAUCAGUUUUAUUGUCUUAAAAUAGCAAGGUUGAUCUGAGUGUUAGUCCUUCAAAAGUUCAGAAGACACUUCCUUCAGAUUUACUAAUGCCUAAUUUUUAAGAGAAUCCUGAUGAUGAGGAGGAUUACUAAGAAGAAGGUGAAGAUGGAUAGGAGGAUGAAGAUUAAAUGGACGAAGAGGAAGUUGAUUCUGAGGAGCCAUCUGAAGUGGAUGAAUCAGAAGGAUAAGAUAUACAAUAGCCUAGGAAAGAGUCAUCAAUAUCUAUGAUAUGAGUAUGUGUAUUCGUUUUUGAAUAUUUUAAUUAA
Molecule: messenger RNA, 1947 nt
Organism: Paramecium tetraurelia
Lineage: Eukaryota; Ciliophora; Oligohymenophorea; Peniculida; Parameciidae
Exons: 3
Source: RefSeq, a predicted model, not a curated record